AUGGACUCGAAGGAAUCCUUAGGCUCCCCCAGUAAAGAAGAAAUCCCCAGCAGCGUGCUUAUUGGGGAGAGAGGAAAAGUGAUGGACUUCUAUAAAACCCUAAGGGGAGGAGCUACUGUGAAGGUUUCUGCAUCUUCCCCCUCACUGGCUGCUGCUUCUCUGACAGACUCCAAGCAGCAAAGACUUUUGGUUGAUUUUCCAAAAGGCUCAGGAAGCAAUGCGCAGCAGCCAGAUCUGUCCCAGGCAGUUUCCCUCUCCAUGGGACUGUAUAUGGGAGAGACAGAAACAAAAGUGAUGGGAAAUGACCUGGGGUUCCCACAACCGGGCCAAAUCAGCCUCUCCUCUGGGGAAACAGACUUUCGGCUUCUGGAAGAAAGCAUUGCAAACCUCAAUAAGUCGACCAUUGUUCCAGAGAAUCCCAAGAGUGCAGUGUCUGCUACUGUUUCUGUUAACCCCACAGAGAAGGAGUUUCCAAAAACACAAUCCGACAUGUCGUCUUCGGAACAGCAAGAUUUGAAGAGCCAGGCUGGCACCAACGGUGGCAAUGUGAAGUUGUAUUCCACAGACCAAAGAGCCUUCGACAUUUUGCAGGAUUUGGAGUUUCCUCCUGGGUCCCCAGGUAAAGAGAUGAACGAGAGCCCCUGGAGACCAGACCUCUUGAUAGAUGAAAACUGUUUGCUUUCUCCUUUGGGAGGAGAGGAUGAUCCAUUCCUUUUGGAAGGAAACUCAAAUGAGGACUGUAAGCCUCUCGUUUUGCCAGAUACUAAACCUAAAAUUAAGGAUAAUGGAGAUCUGAUUUUACCAAGCCCCGGCAGUAUGGCACUGCCCCAGGUGAAGACAGAAAAAGAAGAAGAUUUCAUUGAACUCUGCACCCCUGGAGUAAUUAAGCAGGAGAGACUGGGCCCGGUUUACUGUCAGGAAAGUUUUUCUGGGGCAAACAUAAUUGGUAAUAAAAUGUCUGCCAUUUCUGUGCACGGUGUGAGCACCUCUGGGGGACAGAUGUACCACUAUGACAUGAAUACAGCAUCCCUUUCUCAACAGCAGGAUCAGAAGCCUGUUUUUAAUGUCAUUCCACCAAUCCCUGUUGGUUCAGAAAAUUGGAAUAGGUGCCAAGGAUCUGGAGAUGACAACCUGACUUCCUUGGGAACUUUGAACUUCCCCGGGCGAUCGGUUUUUUCUAAUGGCUACUCAAGCCCGGGCAUGAGACCAGAUGUCAGCUCUCCUCCUGCAUCCAGCUCAGCAGCAUCAGGGCCACCUCCCAAACUCUGCCUUGUGUGCUCUGACGAAGCUUCAGGAUGUCACUAUGGGGUCUUGACCUGUGGGAGCUGCAAAGUCUUCUUCAAAAGAGCAGUGGAAGGACAGCACAAUUAUCUUUGUGCAGGAAGAAAUGAUUGUAUCAUUGAUAAAAUUCGAAGAAAAAACUGCCCUGCAUGCCGCUAUCGGAAAUGUCUUCAAGCUGGAAUGAACCUGGAAGCUCGGAAAACAAAGAAAAAGAUAAAAGGAAUUCAGCAGGCCACUACAGGGGUCUCACAGGAAACUUCUGAAAAUUCUGCUACCACGACAAUAGUUCCUGCAUCAUUACCACAACUCACCCCUACCCUGGUGUCAUUGCUGGAGGUCAUUGAGCCAGAGGUGCUGUAUGCAGGAUAUGAUUGCUCCAGCCCAGACUCCACUUGGCGGAUCAUGACCACACUCAACAUGUUAGGUGGGCGACAGGUGAUCGCAGCAGUGAAAUGGGCAAAGGCAAUACCAGGAUUCAGGAACUUACACCUGGAUGACCAAAUGACCCUACUGCAAUAUUCAUGGAUGUUCCUCAUGGCAUUUGCCCUGGGCUGGAGAUCAUAUAGACAAUCAAAUGCAAACAUGCUGUGUUUUGCUCCUGAUUUGAUUAUUAACGAGAACAGGAUGAAUCUACCUAGCAUGUAUGAACAAUGUAAACAUAUGCUAUAUGUUUCCUCUGAGUUACAAAGGCUUCAGGUAUCUUAUGAAGAAUAUCUCUGUAUGAAAACAUUACUGCUUCUCUCAUCAGUUCCUAAGGAAGGUUUGAAGAGCCAAGAGCUGUUUGAUGAGAUUAGAAUGACCUACAUCAAAGAGCUGGGGAAAGCCAUUGUCAAGAGGGAAGGGAACUCCAGUCAGAAUUGGCAGCGGUUCUACCAACUGACAAAACUCUUGGACUCCAUGCAUGAGGUAGUUGAAAAUCUCCUUCACUUUUGCUUCCAAACAUUUUUGGAUAAGACCAUGAGUAUUGAAUUCCCAGAGAUGUUAGCUGAAAUCAUCACCAAUCAGUUACCAAAAUAUUCAAGUGGAAAUAUCAAAAAACUUCUGUUUCAUCAAAAGUGA
Molecule: messenger RNA, 2340 nt
Organism: Pipistrellus nathusii (Nathusius's pipistrelle)
Lineage: Eukaryota; Metazoa; Chordata; Mammalia; Chiroptera; Vespertilionidae
Source: the annotation of a GenBank genome assembly